GUGUUAGUAUUUCUUAAAGACAUCUAUCGUUAUUUUUACUCGAAUCUGCACGAUCGCACUCACAAAUCAAAGCUAUUCUUUUAAGCCUUUGAUUCGGAGAUUUUCUUUGAUAACGUGUUGUUUAAUUUAUUGAAGGUGGAAUAUUGACUCGUUUAGAUAUGCGAUGUGAAGCAUUGUGCAGGGGAUUUAAAACUUUGCGCACUGAAUGUGCGCGUGAUCCUUGUCUAACAAAGGAUAUGUGUAAGGUGUUGAAUCCUUCUAUUACAGAUUGCUCCACUUGGUGUUGUAUAAACCGCAGCAUUUAUGCCUUUUUCAUAGUCUUUUUUGUUUGCAUUGGCAUAUUUACAUUGUGUAUCGGGCAUUAUUUAAAUCGGUUGCACAAAAAGAAUAUGAAUACUGGUACAGUUAUGGAGACUGGGGAGGUUAUAGAAAUGAAAAACCUACUCGAAGUAGAGGGGUCAGUGACACCUUAUCGUCCCAAACGCAAUACGAAGGUUGACCCUCAAAUUCUAAAAAUUUUAGAGGCAAAUGACAACCAAUAGAAACCUAGAAGGAUCAAAGGAGAAGAAAAGUCUUGAAAGGAAGGGUAACGCUAUUUCAAUUUCAAUCCCUGUGGGUGUUACGUCCUUCUGUAUGUCAAAGCAAAGUAACUAUUGCUAAUAUAAUACAGGUGCUAGAAAAAAA
This is a messenger RNA of Phytomonas sp. Hart1, 684 nucleotides long. The record is from the annotation of a GenBank genome assembly. NCBI's taxonomy places the organism in Eukaryota, Euglenozoa, Kinetoplastea, Trypanosomatida, Trypanosomatidae.